GAAACCCGCGAAGAAGACUGUUCUCCUCACCAUGGCGGAAACCGAGCAGCAGUCAGGAUCCACUCCCGAGGAUGACGAAUCUGAAGCCCCAGCCAGCAACACCUUCAUGAUACCCAAGAAAGAAAUCAGCAUGGUGCCUGACAUGGGCAAGUGGAAGCGAUCCCAAGCAUAUGCUGACUACAUGGGCUUCAUUCUCACACUGAAUGAAAGUGUGAAGGGAAAGAAGCUCACAUGUGAAUAUAAAGUGUCAGAGACAGCGGAGAAGUUACUAGAUCUUUUGGGGACUCUGGACCGAUGGAUUAACGAGACUCCUCCUGUUGACCAGCCAUCACGCUUUGGUAAUAAGGCCUACAGAACCUGGUACGCCAAAUUAGACCAGGAAGCAGAGGCCUUGGUGUCCGGAGUGCUCCCUGCUGACAAAUGUGCUGCAGCUCCAGAGAUAGCUGUCUACCUGAAAGAGUCUGUGGGGAAUGCCACCAGGAUAGACUAUGGAACAGGUCAUGAAGCUGCGUUUGCUGCGUUCCUCUGCUGUCUCUGUAAGGUUGGAGCUCUCACGGUAGAUGAUCAGCUGGCUAUGGUGUUUAAGGUUUUUUACAGGUAUCUGUCAGUGAUGCGGAAGCUGCAGAGGACCUAUAGAAUGGAGCCAGCUGGGAGCCAGGGUGUGUGGGGUCUGGAUGACUUCCAGUUUCUGCCCUUCAUCUGGGGAAGCUCCCAGUUUCUAGAUCACCCGACACUGGAGCCUCGGCACUUUAUCGAUGAGAGGGUGGUAAACGAGCAUCACCAGGACUACAUGUUUCUGGACUGCAUCAAGUUCAUAAAUGAGAUGAAGACAGGUCCGUUUGCUGAACACUCCAACCAGCUGUGGAACAUCAGCGCUGUUCCUUCCUGGUCCAAAGUCAACCAGGGCCUGAUCAAAAUGUACAAGGCCGAGUGCUUGGAGAAGUUCCCUGUGAUUCAGCACUUCAAAUUUGGUAGCCUGCUGUCCAUCCAGCCAACGAAGCCUUGACGCUCAUGCCGCGCACCCGAUGGAAAGACCAAAGUCCCAACAGUUUUCCCUCCCUCUGGCAUCCUCACAUGCAAACACAACGAUAGCAAAAAUCAACCACAUGUAGUUUGACACAUGCGUCUCCACAUGUGCACACAUGUGGUCAUGAAAGCUUGUUGGUCAUCCAUAACCUUAAUGCAGAGCAUGUUGAGGAUGGCCUUUGUGAUUUUGGCGCAUCUUUAUAUUUUUGACAUUUUAUUUAUAAAAUGCUUAGAGUUUGAAUCUGGCUCCUUUUUGGAGGGAUGGUGGUAUUUACUUGUAGAAGUGUGCUCAUUGAUGCUUAAAGGGUAACUUCAGUAUUUUUCAACCUGGACCUUAUUUUCCCAUGUGUUUGUGUCUGUGUGAAAUUGGGACAACAUAUUUUGAAACUGGUCCAGUAUGAAGCAAGUGCACUGCAGUCGGCAGCAGCGAGACAGGGCUGUAAUGUAAUCCUCGCAAGCUCCGUCUAACCAGAAACAGUUGCUAUAUCGCUCUCAUCAGGCCACCAGACUCCAUUGAUAAAAACAGUAAUUUUACCUCGCAGAACAUGGGAGUUGCUGGUCUACCGCUGCCUCGGUCGGUUAGUUUGUGUUAUUAUGUGACUUUGUUUUAAAGAGUUAAAAACCCCAAAGUCACACAAUAACACAAACUAAACGAUCAAGGCAGUGGUAGACCAGAGAAGGAUUACUAUUUUUUUUGGAUUCUGGUGGCUUUGACGAGAUUGAAAUAGUGACUGUUUCUGGUUAAACAAAAAGGAUCUUACUCUUUAAAAAAGUCUAUCUCUGUAGGGAUCCUUUCCACAAUGUUGUCAGACUUGUAAUAACAAUCUGAGGCCGUCAGUGGCAAAAACAAGCACUUUAGUGGACGUACUUUCACAGGUUGUUAUUGCCUGAAAGGAUUAUGUUGCAGUCCUGUCUCCCUGCUGCCGACUGCAGCGUGCUCGCUCAGUACUGGACCAGUUUCAAAAUAUGUUGUCCCAAUUAGCACAAAUAGACCCAAGAAUGUGGGAAAAAUGGGGUCCAAGUUGAAAAAUACCUAAGUUACCAUUUAAUGUUUGAAUUUACCUCAUAGUUUGGAUCCUCAUGAGCAGUAGGCUUAUUCAGAGUGAGGUGAUGCAAAUAAGACUUUGUCAUAGUUUCUUCUUCAAUUUUAGGUUGUUGUUUUUUUGGUUUUGCUUUUAAGGCCAAAUGUUUAAUUUUUUUGCAAAUGUACCAAUAUUUUAAUUGCCCAUUUCACAUUCAACAUGUAAAUCACUUUAAGAAUUUGCUAAGAAAUAACUGUGUUUCAGUGUUUUUUCCUUUAACCAAAUGUCCUCACAUGUCACUGUCUUGCUCAGAGAAUAUAUUUUUAAAGCUUCCAUAAAAGCUCAUCCAAACGCUAUAUUCCUCUGGCAAAAAUGGCCAUUUUGAAUCCAAAAUAGGUCAUUUUUGUAGAUCCAGUGAGUUUUUGUUUUUUUUUACAGUGGGGUGGGGCUCUUGGUCUGUGAAGACAGUCACAGGACAAAGUCACACCCCUUCUGUGCUUGGCAGAAGAAUAAGACUUAAGAUGGCCAAGUUCUCUGAGAAAACAGCUCUCCACAUUAACGUUAGCUAGCAGUCUUGUUACUCCAAAUUCCACUUGUGUAACAUGACUGACGUUAGAGUUCUGGACUACUCCAUUAACGUUAACGUUACCAUGCUAGUGAUUACAACAUAGGUUGGGCCCUUUCGCCAAACUGCCAAAUCAAUUUUAGCCCCUGAUGGUUUUAUUUACUAAUGCUAAGAUAAUUUUUGCAAGAUUAAUACUAUCAUAACCAUGACAUAAUUAAACAAUUGCUUUUGGAUUUGUUUUGGAAUGCGAGAUCAAUUCAUGAGACAAUGGCGUAGACAUUUACCCAAGCUAAAAUGGACCUACGUUACUCAAUGUAGUUUAAAGGAACACCUACAGCAGUUGUUACAGUAGCCUAAUUAUGUUGUUUGAGAAGGGGCAAAUGACAAGCUCACUAAAAACGACAGAAGCAACAGCAGAAUUUCAUGAGAUUGGAAUCUUUGCAUAAAAUCUUUGUUGGUAGUUUUAUUUUUCCUUCACCUAUCUGGCCCUUACCAGUCACUGUCAAUAGUUAGCUCCCAUGACUUCAUCGUAGUCCCAGCUUACUCCAGUCUUGUUUAGUUUAUUCCAUUUUUUAAUCAGUUCAGUUAUGGUAAAAUUGUAAACCAUACUUGAAUAAAUUCUGAUGGUUGUGCUGUGCAGCUUUUCUUCUCAAAA
Messenger RNA from Micropterus dolomieu (smallmouth bass), 3268 nucleotides. RefSeq names its product protein phosphatase 2 phosphatase activator (gene ptpa). The record is from RefSeq and is a predicted model, not a curated record. Gene Ontology annotation, cellular component: nucleus; cytoplasm; protein phosphatase type 2A complex. The coding region runs from base 32 to 1006 and encodes 324 amino acids. Lineage: Eukaryota; Metazoa; Chordata; Actinopteri; Centrarchiformes; Centrarchidae. Gene Ontology annotation, molecular function: peptidyl-prolyl cis-trans isomerase activity; protein tyrosine phosphatase activator activity. The transcript has 10 exons. Gene Ontology annotation, biological process: mitotic spindle organization.